AUGCUGUACAGACUCCUGCUGGGUGGCCUCCUUAGCACCACGCUGCCUACCAGCUUCCUCGGCACAGCCUCAGCCCGUAACCUGCACCUCUGCGAGGGAUAUCCCAGCCCUGAUGGGCGCUACCACUCCGGCUUCUACUGCCCACGCCUCACUGACCCCCCUGCACACAGGUACUGCUGCCGCCACGGAGACCACGCCCUCAAAUCCUGCUGCCCCCAGCUGGAGUUUGAGAGCCUGAGGAGGGUCAAUCUGUCCAACGUGCCCACCCCAGCCAGACUCAGGAACCCACUGCCCCUGCUGGCUGUGGGGCUCUACGGCCUCCUCGUCCUCACGCUCAUGACCCUCGACUUCCUCCACUUCUGCAGACUCAACCAACGCCGCUUCUACAGCCUCCUGAGCAGCAGCCGCCUGGGCAAGCGCCUGGCCAGCUCCUUCCCACACCGCUGCCCACGGCCCGGCCCAGCGCGAGGAGGGACCCAGCGGCAGGAGCUGCCCACGGCCCGGCCCAGCGCGAGGAGGGACCCAGCGAGGAGCUGCCCACGGCCCGGCCCAGCGCGAGGAGGGACCCAGCGGCAGGAGCUGCCCACGGCCCGGCCCAGCGCGAGGAGGGACCCAGCGAGGAGCUGCCCACGGCCCGGCCCAGCGCGAGGAGGGACCCAGCGGCAGGAGCUGCCCACGGCCCGGCCCAGCGCGAGGAGGGACCCAGCGGCAGGAGCUGCCCACGGCCCGGCCCAGCGCGAGGAGGGACCCAGCGGCAGGAGCUGCCCACGGCCCGGCCCAGCGCGAGGAGGGACCCAGCGGCAGGAGCUGGCUGUGCCCACGGCCCAGACCAGCCAGGACACAAAGUGUGAAGAGCAGGGACCGCAGUGA
Emys orbicularis (European pond turtle) is the source of this 870-nucleotide messenger RNA. Its product is annotated as protein shisa-like-1. NCBI's taxonomy places the organism in Eukaryota, Metazoa, Chordata, Testudines, Emydidae. The record is from RefSeq and is a predicted model, not a curated record.